Messenger RNA from Symbiodinium natans, 1307 nucleotides. Lineage: Eukaryota; Dinophyceae; Suessiales; Symbiodiniaceae. The record is from the annotation of a GenBank genome assembly.
AUGCGCGGCGGGCGCAUUGGUGCCUUGGCCCUGGCCACCUCGGCCCUGAUACUUCUCACAGUCUGGACCCGGAAUGCGGAGGAACCUAGGAACCUCCGAAGGCGUCAAGAGCUCAACAAAGUUUUGAGCAACGGCCAGGACCACAGCUUCAACCCGCACGAUGGUCAGCGGAGGAAUCUGAUCAUAGCCGGAGACUCGAACGAUGAGCGCUUCUUCCGCUAUUUCUGCAGGCGCCUGACAGGCAUCUUCGAUUCGAUACUGUACACGGACAAGAUUGUCAAUCCUGUAGGCGAGUACCACGGGAGGAUCACGUGGCCAGGUAUGGCCAGGAUCAUGACCUGCCAUGAUCCCCAGCGGAACAUCAGCGCAGCCAUGAUUUUCCACCAAGGCCUGUACAGUAUUCCUCCGCAGCCGGGGUGGUACUUCGAUUUUGCAAAGCGGAGGAUGCACACCCACUACCCGGGUUCCGAAGGGAGGCAGGGUAUCAUCCCGGUCACUGACCAAGCAAGGUACAUCUGGCCGCAAGUGGUCCUUCAGCUGCUUCCCAAGCGCGAGAACAUCUUGCUUCUCCAGUCUUCCAUGUGGGACUCCUUUGCAGUCCUUGAGGGUAUCACCGGCUCGCGAGUUUCACAGAUGACUGAAGCCCAGCAACAGAUGACGGUCGCGGCCAAAAUCACCGCAGCGAAUUUGACUGAUUGGGGAUGGCUGGAUAGAGCCACACAGACAUGGAGCUCCUGGCAGCAAGGUUUUCAGGAGAGCGGCUUGGCUGUGGUAGCCCGCCUUUGGCGCACCAACCCAAACUGUCCACGGCUAGUCAGCGAAGGUUCCGCGAUUGCCGUCCCUCUGAACGACCUCCACUCUGAAGCUGUCAAGGAGGCUGUCUGGAAAGAGCCCUGGCUGGGUACCUGCAUAGUUGACCUGCAGAAGCACUUCGAUGUUCAAUCCGCGAGCCAGUGUGACAAGCAUCACUUCACCAAAGAAGGCUGGCAAGCGUAUUGGGAAGCUUUGAGUGAGUGCAUCGAGAUGCCACAAACCGUCAAGAAAAGAAGGCCCCAUCGGCGCCCGGUGGGGGGUGCUGACCACAUCGUGCCAGGCUGUGGGCAGGCAACCUGCCUCGAGGAUGCCUCACCGGCACCAGGGAGGCGCCACUUCGGGGUCAGAGACAACAUCGGGGCCGGCUUUACGUUCGACAAGUCCCGCUGCGAAGGCUUCAUCGGCUAUGGCAAGCAGCGCAUCCCAGAGAAGGCACACCUCCUCGGUGCCCUGUCCCGGGCAUCUGACUGCCCUGGCCGCCACGGCCACGCCAG